GUCAGAGUCUGAAACAACAGCAGGGCUGUGAUCCUUCUGAAGGCUCUAGAGGAUAAUCUGUUCCUUGCUUUUUCUAGCUCCUAGCGGCCAUGCCCGUCCCUUCGUCCAUCCGGGUCUCUGCUUCCAGCCUCAUUUUCUCCAGCCCCGACCCUCCUGGCCUCCCUAUGACGAGGACCCCUGUGAUGACAUCAGCCCACAGGAUGACCUCACGAUCAGAAUGACGUCUGCAAAAUCCCUUCUGCCGGGCAUUGCUGUGUCCUUGGCCCCAUGGAACCCAUGAGACAGUCCCCCUCCCCCUGCUCAUCAAGACCCUCCAGCCCCAGGACCCCACCCUACGAGACGCUUGGCUAUGUGGGCAUUGAUGCCGUGCUGGACCAACUGAAGAUCAAGGCCAUGAAGAUGGGGUUUGAGUUCAACAUCAUGGUAGUGGGGCAGAGCGGGCUGGGCAAGUCCACAAUGGUGAACACCCUCUUCAAGUCCAAGAUAUGGAAGUCUACCGCGCUGGACCUGGAGAGGCCUAUACCCCAGACGCUGAAGCUGCAGUCGGUGACACACAUCAUCGAGGAGAAGGGCGUGAAGCUCAAGCUGACCGUGACCGAUACGCCCGGCUUCGGGGACCAGAUCAACAAUGACAAGUGCUGGGACCCCAUCCUCGGCUACAUCAACCAACAGUAUGAGCAGUAUCUGCAGGAGGAGAUCCUCAUCACCCGCCAACGUCACAUCCCCGACACCCGGGUGCACUGCUGCGUGUACUUCGUGCCGCCCACGGGGCACUGCCUGCGGCCCCUGGACAUUGAAUUCUUACAGCGGCUGUCCCAGACUGUGAACGUGGUGCCCGUGAUUGCCCGGGCUGACAGCCUGACCAUUGAGGAGCGAGAGAGCUUCAGGCGCAGGAUCCAGCACAACCUGAGGACCCACUGCAUCGAGGUGUACCCACAGAAAUGCUUCGAUGAGGACAUCAACGACAGGAUCCUCAACAGCAAGAUCCGGGACCGGAUCCCCUUUGCUGUGGUCGGGGCUGACCGAGAGCACCUGGUGAAUGGGAGGUGUGUCCUGGGCCGGAAGACCAAGUGGGGCAUCAUUGAAGUGGAGAACCUGGCGCACUGUGAGUUUCCCCUCCUGAGAGACCUGCUCAUCCGCUCCCACCUCCAAGACCUAAAGGACAUCACCCACAAUGUCCACUAUGAGAACUACCGUGUCUGCAGACUGAAUGAGAGCCACCAGCUGCCUCGCGGGCCUGGUUGGGUGAACCUGGCCCCGACCCUUGGAGGGCCCCCGGCCACCCCCCGGCCAUCAAAGGUGUGCCAGCAGGCCCAGGAUGACUCUGAAGAUGACGAGGAGUGCUGAGCACCAGGGCGCCCGGGCCUCGGGGCUCCCAGUGUCCUCGGCAGCCCCCAACACAAGUCUAUGUAUUAGAGCAUGUAUUAAAGGUGGACAUUGCUUUUUAUGAAAAGCUGUGCUUGGAAAACAAAAGGCAUCCUUUUAGAUGAUUUCUUUGAGCUAU
Molecule: messenger RNA, 1504 nt
Organism: Mustela lutreola (European mink)
Lineage: Eukaryota; Metazoa; Chordata; Mammalia; Carnivora; Mustelidae
Gene: SEPTIN12
Product: septin 12
Exons: 10
Coding region: 268-1347 (359 amino acids)
Biological process (GO): cytoskeleton-dependent cytokinesis
Cellular component (GO): septin complex; microtubule cytoskeleton; cell division site
Molecular function (GO): molecular adaptor activity; GTPase activity; GTP binding
Source: RefSeq, a predicted model, not a curated record